Molecule: messenger RNA, 12138 nt
Organism: Chaetomium strumarium
Lineage: Eukaryota; Fungi; Ascomycota; Sordariomycetes; Sordariales; Chaetomiaceae
Exons: 4
Coding region: 302-11968 (3888 amino acids)
Biological process (GO): DNA repair; regulation of DNA-templated transcription
Cellular component (GO): NuA4 histone acetyltransferase complex; nucleus; SAGA complex
Molecular function (GO): protein binding
Source: RefSeq, a predicted model, not a curated record
UGGAGCGGUAGCCUCGACUCGUACGGAUUACAGUGAUGCUGUCUUCCCAUCCAACACACCCUUCUUUUAGUUAGCCGUGGACGAAGCUCUCCCUCUUUCUCAAACGGAUUUCAACUGUCAAUGCAAGGAUAUUUUUUGCGACUUCCCGGUCUCUGCGCGAACCAACUUAAUGAAGUAAUCGAUCAUAGAGGCGUGCAUGUGGGAUAGAACCCGCCGCAUCCCGACCUGACGAUUCUGUUUCUGAAAUAUCGGUUGCGGCCAGCGAGGCUGUCGCCCUGCACCCGCUAGGGUGGCCGCAGCCAUGGCGAGCAGUCUCAUUGAGGAUGCGAUCAGGAAGCUGAGCGUUCCCGACUUUGAGCUCCGACUGAAGGUCGAGGCAGCAGCAGCGCUGCGCGACAGUCUCGACCAUUACACCUCUGGCGCCGGCUACCCGAUCUUCCUGAAGCGAGUAAUGCCUACAUUCAUCAACAUACUCCGCCAGCCAUGUGUUUUUCAAACCGCCCAACCCGAGCAGAUCAACGCGCAGAAGCUGCGGAACUGCGUGCUCGAGAUCUUUCACCGGCUGCCCACUUCCCAGACCCCUUCCGAGCCGUUCGAGCCAUAUGCCGAGGAGGUUGUGGACCUACUGAUGCAUCUCGUCCGUAAUGAUAACGAGGACAAUGCGGUCCUCUGCAUCAAGAUCAUCUCGGACAUCAUGCGGCACCAGGCGAAGGUCAUGGGCAACAAGGUGCAGAUAUUCCUGACGCUGAUUCAGGAGCUGUUUGAGCACCUGGACAAGGUUGUCCGCGAACAGUUGGACAGCACAUCCUCGACUGGGCCGCCAGGGCCCCCGUCCACACCGGGAAGCACACAAACCACCUUCCUCCCGCCUCAACAAUCCCCAAGGCCAGGGUCGCCCGUCGCCACAGGCGGCGGUGAUUUCAAUGUCAGCGUCGAGGGUGGGCAGCAGGCCAAUCGCACCUUGCUCAGGGGGACGCAGUCGUUCAAGGUGUUGGCCGAGUGUCCCAUUGUCGUUGUCUCGCUUUUUCAAGUUCAUCGGCAAACUGUCCCGCAAAACAUCAAGGCCUUCGUGCCCUUGAUUAAGUCGACACUGCUCUGCCAAGCCAAGGCCCAGGACCAGGCGCACAAGGACGCCGCCGCCAGGGGGACGAUCCACACAGGAGUGAGCCCCAACAUCAAGAAUCGAGCCGCCUUUGGGGAUUUCAUCACCGCCCAGGUGAAGACUAUGAGCUUCCUCGCCUACCUGCUCAGGCAGUAUUCCAACUACCUUACCGAUUUCCUCCCCUCACUCCCGGAGAUCACUGUUCGCCUUCUCAAGGACUGCCCGAGGGAAAAGUCCGGGGCACGUAAAGAGCUUUUGGUGGCCAUCCGUCACAUCAUCAACUUCAACUUCAGAAAGAUCUUCGUGCCAAAGAUUGACGAGCUGUUGGAUGAGCGGACUCUGAUCGGAGAUGGGCUUACGGUUCAUGAGAGCAUGCGCCCUCUCGCGUACAGCAUGUUGGCGGACCUUAUCCACCACGUCCGGGAGAGUCUCUCCCCCGAGCAAAUCCGCAAGACGGUUCUCGUCUACACUCGGAAUCUCCAGGACAACUUUCCGGGGACAAGCUUCCAGACGAUGAGUGCUAAGCUACUCCUCAAUAUGGCCGAGUUCAUCGCUCGAAUGCCGAACAAGGUCGAUGCUCGGCAUUAUCUCAUCAUGAUCCUCAACGCCAUUGGAGAUAAAUUCGCCGCCAUGAACAGGCAAUAUCCGAAUGCCGUCAAGCUCUCUAGGCAGUAUGCCCAACAGGCCGAGGAGAACACCCCCGACACAUACCUCGCAGAUACGGGGAACCCGCCGGAAUGGGAUGAGGUCGACAUCUUCAACGCCAUGCCCAUCAAGACGACUAACCCUCGUGAACGAGCCGCCGAUCCUGUCGUCGAGAACAAGUUUCUUUUCAGGAAUCUAAUGAAUGGGUUGAAGAACACUUUCUACCAGCUGAAGAGCUGCAAUAUACCAGGCGCGGUGGACCUGACAAGCGCACCUGCGCACUGGACAGAUGUUGCCUGCGGAUUCACUGCCGAAGAAGUGAAGGUCAUCAUCAAGCUGUUUCGCGAGGGCGCCUACGUAUUCCGAUACUACGAAAUAGAGAAACCCGCAAGCGAGUCGCCGUACAGCUCGCCGGUCGAGUACAUGGCGAACUUCUACAUGAUCUCGAGUAGCAAAGAGGAGAAGGAGUUAUUGGAGACGUUUGCAACCGUCUUCCACUGUAUCGACCCUGCCACAUUCCACGAGGUGUUCCAGCAGGAGAUCCCACGACUCUACGAAAUGAUCCACGAGCACACAGCCCUUCUCCACAUCCCCCAAUUUUUCCUUGCCAGCGAGGCGACGUCGCCCAGUUUCUGCGGCAUGCUGCUGCGCUUCUUGAUGGAGCGCAUUGAGGACGUGGGCUCCGCCGACGUGAAGAAGUCGGCCAUCCUGCUUCGGCUCUUCAAGCUGGCCUUCAUGGCUGUCACGCUUUUCGCGUCUCAGAACGAGCAGGUGCUUCUGCCGCACGUCGUCGACAUCGUGACCAAGUCGAUCGAGCUGUCUACCAAGGCCGAGGAGCCCAUGAACUACUUCCUGCUGCUGAGGGCUCUAUUCCGGAGCAUCGGCGGCGGCAAGUUCGAGCAUCUGUACAAGCAGAUCCUUCCCCUCUUGGAGAUGCUGCUCGAUGUGCUCAACAACCUCCUCUUGGCCGCCCGCAAGCCUGCCGAGCGGGAUCUCUAUGUCGAACUGUGUCUGACGGUGCCAGCUCGGCUGAGUAAUCUCCUGCCUCAUCUCAGCUUCCUCAUGCGUCCACUGGUUGUGGCGCUGCGUGCGAACACCGACCUGGUUGGCCAGGGCCUUCGGACCCUCGAACUAUGCGUUGACAAUCUUACCGCAGAUUAUCUGGACCCCAUCAUGGCGCCAGUCAUUGACGAACUCAUGACGGCUCUUUUUGAUCAUCUGAAGCCACAUCCGUACAGCCAUUUCCACGCUCACACCACCGUCAGGAUUCUCGGAAAGCUCGGCGGUCGGAACCGGAAGUUCAUGACGGAUGCUCUGCCUGUCACCUUCCAGCAAUAUGUCGAUGACCGGGCGAGCUUCGAUGUCCGGCUCAUUGGGUCAAAGCAUGAGAGGGCUUUUCCCGCACACCUGGGCAUCGAACUUGCCAUCCGGAAGCUGAUGGAAGUGCCCAAGCCAGUCAAAGGACCACAGCCGCCGCCAUCGAAGCAAUACGAUCCCUACUACAAGAGGCAAGCCUUGAACCUCAUCAUUGCGCAGGUCAAGUUGCGUGUCGGCUUUGACAACCUGCCGGAUGAUCUCCCCCGCCUUGUCCGCCUCCAGGUGCAGGAUCUGGUUGCUCGUAAUAAGGACGUGGACACAUCUGCCUUCGAGAACCAUGACCGAGAGCGGUCCAUCGUCAAGAAGAACGAAGAGGAGAACCUGCUGAAGCGCUUAAUCAAAGCGCUCAUGUUUGCCCAGUCGAUGCCCGAUUUCAAGGCGGAAGUGGAUGCUUUGCUCCUGAACCUCGCUCGGCACUUUACCAUCAUCGAAGUCGGGCGAGCAUUGAUCGACAUGAAGAGAGCCUUCAGCCCGUUCGACACACAGUCCGGUGAAGGGCCACUCUUCGUCGACAGCAGGGUCCUCUCUGACGCCAUUCUGGAGUCUCUGGCCUCCGAGAACCCGGAUAUCCGGGACGCAGCCGAGCGGCUCAUCAGAGAGAUGUACAACUCGGCCGUCACCAUCUUUGGGUCUCCCACCCAGGUCGCCCGCCUGACCUUCUUCAACAGCCUGGCUUCUACCUUCUGCCACGGCUGCUACGAAGAGGAGUGGUUCACCAAAACGGGUGGGACGCUGGGAAUCAAGGCUCUGCUCACAGACGUUGACCUUGGAGACCUCUGGGUAGCCUCGAAGCAGAUCGAGUUCGUCCGUGCGCUCAUGUAUGUGAUCAAGGACAUGCCACAAGACCUUCCUGAAAAGACUAGGAGAUCGGCACAGGUCACUCUUGAAAUCCUCCUGACGAGACUCACGAAGAACAUCAAGAAGGAGGACUGCCUACCGGCUCCGCCUCCGGCACCGGGCCAACCGCCUCAGCCGCCGCCUAAACACUCUCGGAUUGCCCAGAUCGUCAUGAUGCUCAACGGAGAGCUUUCGCAUAUGAACCGACAUGUUCGAGAUACGGCAAGAAGAUCCCUCGAGCUGAUUGCCAAGGCGGCCGGAACCGAGGUCUGGGAGCUCCUCGAGCCUCAUCGCAAGCACAUCCUGCAGCCCAUCUACGCCAAACCGUUGCGAGCUUUGCCGUUUGCCAUCCAGAUUGGGUUUAUCGAUGCUGUCACCUACUACAUGUCCUUGAAGCGCGACUUCGUCCCUUGGGACGAGAACCUCCUCCGCCUGCUUCUGGAGUCGCUGGCCCUGGCCGACGCAAGCGACGAGUCUCUCGCAGGCAAGACGCUGGAGUUCAGGACGCACGACUUCAUCGUCAAUCUUCGCGUCUCGUGCAUCAGGAUCCUCAGCACUGCGAUGGCGUACGACGAGUUUGGAAGCGUUGUCAACCAACCCACGAGGAUGAGAGUCGUGGCUGUCUUCUUCAAAAUCCUUUACUCCGACUCUCAGCCAACGAUCGAAGCGGCCAACGACGCGUUGCGGCAGGUCCUGCAGCAUACUAGUAAACUGCCUAAGGAACUGCUGCAGUCCGGUCUGCGCCCGGUGCUUCAGAGUCUGCAGGACCCCAAGCGCUUGACAGUCUCAAGCCUGGACAACCUUGGCCGUCUGCUGCGGCUCUUGACGACGUACUUUAAGGUAGAGAUCGGGGCUCGCCUUCUUGAGCAUAUUCAAACGAUUGCCGAGCCGAGCUUCCUCCAGCAGGUUUCAUUCACCUUCUUCGAGCAGCACAACUCGAUGAAGGUGAUUGCAGCCAUCUUCAACAUCUUUCACCUUUUGCCCGAAGCCGCCAAGCAGUUUAAGGAGCGGGUGAUCGAUAACGUCCUGGAGCUCGAGGAGAAACUGCGAAGGACUCACCACAGCCCAUUCCGCUUGCCCCUGUACAAGUACCUCAACAAGUACCCCUCCGACGUCUGGGCCUUCAUGUUGGGCAAGUUGGAAGAGUUGAGAUACGGCCGGCUCCUGUCGCAGGUGCUGCGGCAUCCGGACAGUCAAGUGCUCCGAGACUACGGUGCGGCAAACGUCGAGUUGAUUAUCAAGACGUGCAACAACAUCAUCGGCCAGGGCAAGGAGACCAAGUACAACGCGAUGAUCAACACGGUUAACAUGCUGGACGCGCUCUGCCAGUUUCCCAACACGUUAUCGUGGCUGGAUAACAAGGAGCAUAUUGACUGGUUGAAGCAGGUUGGGAAGGAGCUCGAGCGCAACCUGAAGAUGAACACUCUGGCGCCAAACCUCCGGCUGCCGGCAGAUCAAGCCUCUGAGCAGCUGAUGACCAUCCUUACCAAGGCACUGGCGAGGAAUCCCAAGGAUCUGGAGCCGCUCUUCAGUCUCAUCGAGUCCAUCACCGCGGAGGACUUCCGCGAGACGCAGGCGGUCCUCACCUACGUCUACAAACAUAUCAUCUGCAGCGACUCCAUCGAGUUUUGGAGGACCGUUGUCCUCCGCUGCCUCGAGAUUUACGCCGGGAGGAGUGCGUCACAGCGGACCAAAUGGUAUCUGCUUCACAACAUCGUCAACCCCAUCAUCGCCAUGGAUGUGAUGCGCCACUGGAACCGCGGCGAGUACAACAGAGGCCAGCGGUUCCUUGACAAGACGGUGAUCGACUCGAUCAACACAAAGAUCUGGAAGGUCAACCUCCCCGAUACACAGGAAGACCUCCUGCAGCCGCGUAUCGACCACACGCGCAUGGAGGUGCUUCAGCUCUCGGCCAUGCUCGUCAAGUAUCACCACCCCAUCCUCCAAGACGCUCGCAAGGACUUCAUCAAGUUCGGCUGGACCUAUAUCCGGCUGGACGACGUCAUCAACAAGCAUGCGGCGUAUGUUGUGAUAGGGUACUUUAUCGCGCACUACGAGACCCCGGCCAAGAUCGUGACCCAGAUCUACUUCUCGCUGCUGAAAACCAACCAGAACGAGGGCCGAGUGCUCGUGACCCAGGCCCUGGAACUGAUGGCCCCGGUGAUGCCUAAGAGGUGUAACACGCCCCUGACUGACCGGAACCCCGUCUGGGCUGUCGCGCCGCGCCGUAUCCUGGCCGAGGAGAGCCAGAACGUGCAGCAGAUGACGUGCAUCUUCCAGUUUCUCGUGCGGCAUCCCGAUUUGUUCUACCACACUCGAGACAAGUUCGCCAUGUUGAUCAUCCAGUGCCUCCGCAAAGUGGCCUCGCCGCCCAACCCGUCCAACGAAAGUAGGAAGCUCGCGCUCAACAUGAUGUGGCUGAUCUGGCAGUGGGAGGAGCGGCGGGUGGAGGGCAGGACGAGCGAAGCCAUCCGCGCCGCCUCGGAAUCGCCCAACACCAGGAAACGGAAGCUGGAGGAGCCUCAGUCCGCUUCGCCUUCUGCUUCGCGGCAACCGGAGAAGACGGAGUUCCAGAUCCCUGCCAUGGGCCGCCAUAAGAUGGUUAAGUACUUGGUUGAGUUCAUCGCGCAGCUGAGCGAACGGUACCCGCUUCCCUCGGCGAAGCCACGCGAUCCGGCGGCACCGGCACUGCCCUCACCGCACACGAAGCUCUGCGAGAAGGCCAUGACGCUGCUGUACAAUCUCCUCCAGCCGCAGUACUGGGGUGACCUGGAUGUGGAUCUGUUCCCCAACGUUACCGACGUGGUCCUGGCGAGCGAGAAGUCGGCGUCUCUGCUCACAGCCGAUCCAUUGGACACGGACAAGUACGAUGACAAGUUCAUCACCAACAUCAUCAACACUCUGCAGGUUGUCCGCAUCAUCCUCAACUUCAAGUCGGACGAAUGGAUCAUCAAGAACAUGGCCCACAUCCAAAAGAUCCUGGAGAAGUGUCUGAAGUCGGAGAACCCCGAGAUCCAGGACUGCCUCCACAUGGCCGAUAGGAAAUACGACGGAGGUCGUGACAUCAAGCCCAUCGUUAAGCGCAUUCUAGAUGCCGUUCCGGAGGACGUCCCGAUGGAAGAUGCGGACGCUGAUGCGGAGUCUGAAACGCAGACCUCGGAGAUCAUCGCAUUCUUCUCCGGCAUUGCUACCGAGAGCAUGGCUGCUUCGAACUACGUGUCCGGCAUGAACAUCUUGUGGUCGCUUGGGCAUCGCAAGCCGUCCACCAUUGACCAGCACGUACCGGCCAUCAUGAAGUCGCUGCACACGAAGCUGGCCCGGGACCACGUCUCCCACUAUGCCGCAUUGGCCCACCAGGCCAGCGGCAUCCGGCCGCAGCAGCAGCAGCAGGACCCGAAUGCGCCGACCGAGAUGAACGCAUACGACCUCGAGGUGCAGACAGGCUUGAUCCUCAAGGCCAUCGAGGUCACAGCGAUGCGGAUGGAGAUUCUGGGCGACAACAGGCGGCCGUUCCUCAGCGUCCUGGCAACCAUCGUGGAGAAGUCCCUGCACAUGGAUCUCUGCGAGAAGAUCCUUCAGAUGGUCGAGGGCUGGGUCUUUCGCUCCGAAGGCACGUGGCCGACGCUCAAGGAGAAAACAGCUGUGCUGCACAAGAUGAUCUCGUUCGAGCAUCGCCAGGAUCCAACGAUGCUGAUGAAGUUUCUCGACCUCGUCCUCCGCAUCUACGAGGACCCCAAGAUCAUGCGCACGGAGCUGACAGUGCGUAUGGAGCACGCCUUCCUGAUCGGAACGAGGGCCCAGGACGUCGAGAUGCGCAACAGGUUCAUGUCCAUCUUCGACAAGUGCCUUUCCAAGACAGCGAGCGCCCGGCUCGCGUAUGUCAUUCUCUCGCAGAACUGGGAUACCUUGGCAGACUCGUACUGGCUGGCGCAGGCUUCGCAGCUUCUCCUGGGCGGCGUGGACAUGAACCCCGCCAUCCAGCUUCAUCAUGACGACUUCCGGACUCCGCAGGUGUCGCAGUUGUUCGGCAUCUACUCCAAGGACACGCGAGAGCCCGGCAACAUGAGCGACGACAAAUACGAGGCCUUCAUGGCGAACCAUCGCCGCUUCGUUGCGGAGCUUGGCGAUGUCAGGGUGCGCGACGUUCUUGAACCACUGGCGCAGCUGCAGCAUAUCGACGCCAAGUUUGCCGAUGAACUCUGGGUCACCCUCUUCCCGAUCUUCUGGGCGGCUGUGGCCAAGGAGGACCGACCGGAUCUCGAGCGCGGCCUGGUAGCGCUGCUCACCAAGGACUACCACUCGCGCCAGAUGGACAAGCGUCCCAACGUUGUCCAAUCCCUCAUGACCGGGGUCGUGAAGACGUGGCCGGCCUGCAAGAUCCCGCCGCACGUCCUCAAGUUCGAAGCCAAGACGUACGAUGCCUGGUACACGGCGCUCUACCAGUUGGAGAACGCGGCUCUCCGGCCCGAGAUCGACUCCCCGGCUGUGCGGGAAAGCAACCUGGAUGCCUUGGUGGAUCUCUACUCCUCCCUCGGCGAGGAUGACUUGUUUUACGGGACAUGGCGCCGUCGUUGCCAGUUUGUGGAGACGAAUGCCGCCCUGAGCUACGAGCAGCAUGGCAUGUGGGAGAAGGCGCAGCGCAUGUACGAGACGGCGCAGAUCAAGGCCAGGACCGGCGUCAUCCCCUUCUCGGAGUCAGAGUACAUGCUCUGGGAGGACCACUGGGUGCUCUGCGCCCAGAAGCUGCAGCAAUGGGAGGUCCUGCAGGACUUCGCCAAGCAUGAGAAUUUCCAGGACUUGCUCCUGGAGUGCGCGUGGAGGAAUCCCGAGUACUGGCAGAACCAGGAGAACCGCGACCAGCUGGAUACCCUCAUCAAGGGCGUCAUGGACGCGCCCACGCCCAGGCGAUCGUUCCUCCAGGCCUUCAUGUCGCUUCUGAAGCUGCACAACAAGCAGGAGAGCAUGCAAGACUUCAAUCGGGUGGUUGACGAGGCGAUCCAGCUGUCCAUUCGGAAGUGGCAUCAGCUCCCGAAGCGGCUUACCGCGGCCCACAUUCCGGUCCUCCAGAAUUUCCAGCAGCUCAUUGAGCUCCACGACGCGAGCGUCAUCUGCCAGAGCCUUGCCGGUACGAACGCCAAUAACCUUGACGUGAAGUCCGGGGAGCUUAAGCUGCUGCUUAAUUCCUGGAGGGAUAGGCUUCCGAACACGUGGGACGACGUCGUGGCAUGGCAGGAUAUGGUGACGUGGAGGCAGCACAUCUUUGGUCUCAUCAAUGGGACGUACCUGCAGCUGCUGCCGCAGCAAGCCCAGGCCACGGGAGGUGCUUCGUUUGCGUACCGGGGGUACCACGAGACGGCGUGGAUCAUCAAUCGUUUCGCACAUGUCGCGAGAAAGCACAACCUCCCGGACGUCUGCAUCAGCCAGCUCAGCCGGAUAUACACGCUCCCAAACAUAGAGAUCCAGGAGGCCUUCCUGAAGCUGAGAGAGCAGGCCAAAUGCCACUACCAGAACCCGGAAGAACUGUCGAGCGGGCUGGAUGUGAUUAACAACACGAAUCUCAACUACUUCAGCGCGCCGCAGAAGGCCGAGUUCUACACCUUGAAGGGCAUGUUUCUGGAGAAGCUGGGCCAGAAGGAACAGGCGGACGCCGCAUUUGGCAUGGCUCUCUACUUCGAUAUCACCGCGGCCAAGGCGUGGGCCGAGUGGGGCUACUUCAACGACAGGAAGUUCAAGGAGAAUCCAAGCGACGCCGUGGCGGCGAGGCAGGCGCUCACAAGCUACUUGCAGGCUGCGUCGAGCUACAAGAACCACAAGUCGCGGAAGCUGAUUGCGCGAAUUCUGUGGCUGUUGAGCAUCGAUGAUGCGAACGGCACCAUCGCGGCAGGGUUCGACGACUUCAAGGGCGAGAUCUUUGUCUGGUGGUGGAUCACCUACAUCCCGCAGCUCCUCGUCGGUCUCUCGUACAAGGAGGCGCCGCGAGCGCAGACCAUCCUGCUUAAGAUUGCCAAGACAUACCCGCAGGCGCUGUAUUUCCACCUCCGGACCAGCCGAGAAGACAUGCUCGCCAUGAAGAAGACCCAGGAGGCGAAGGAGCGGGCGAAGCGCAGCCAAGCUAACAGUGCGGCCAGCAACAAGCCAAGCGCGUCUCCCCAACUCACUAAGAAAGAGCCAGGGGCUGACGGCGAUGGCUCUCGUCCGGCAACGGCGGGCGGUGAGGCAAGCGGGCAACAAGCAGCGAAGUCCGAGUCGAAGGCCGAGGCAGACAAUACUAAUAAUGCGAACGCGCCGGCGGCGGCAGCAGCAGCAGCAGCAGCGCAGACGAACACGCCCAAUCCUAAUCCCAAUCCCAAUCCCAAUCCCUCGGCGCAAGGCGAGCAGACGGGCAGCGGGCAGAAGAAAGCGCCGUGGGAGCUGACGGAGGAGAUUAUGAGCGUCCUCAAGACGGCAUUCCCCUUGCUGGCGCUCUCCAUGGAGACCAUGGUGGACCAGAUCUCGAAGCACUUCAAGUGUCCGCCAGACGAAGACGCCUACCGGUUGAUCGUGGCGCUGCUCAACGAUGCGCUGGCCUACGUCAGCCGCAUGCCGCAAUCGUAUGCCAAGGAUGUCAAGUUGCCCGCAGCCACGGAGAGCAACAUCACACGCUUCGCCGAGACCAUCUUGCCAAGCCAUAUCCGGCCCAGCUUCGAGGCCGACUUCGUCAAGGUCAAGCCGACGAUGUAUGAGUACAUCCACAACCUGCGCAGGUGGCGCGACAAGUUCGAGCAGAAGCUGGAUCGGCGGUUGUCGCCGGUGCCGCUCGAGAGCUUUGCGCACUACUCGCCGCACCUCAGCGAGUUCCGGUACCAGAAGUUCGACGAGGUCGAGAUCCCCGGCCAGUACCUGCAGCACAAGGACAAGAACCAGGACUUCGUCCGCAUCGACAGGUUCCUGCCCAACGUCGACCUGGUGCGCUCCUCUGGGGUGUCGCACCGGCGGCUCAAGAUCCGCGGCCACGACGGCAGCGUCCAUGCCUUUGCGAUUCAGCACCCCGCAACACGGCAUUGCCGACGCGAGGAGAGGGCGGUGCAGCUGUUCCGGCAGCUCAACCAGUCGCUGAUCAGCAAGAAGGAGAGCCGCAGGCGGGAUCUGCAGUUCACGCUGCCGCUGAUGGUGCCUCUCGCUCCUCAUUUCCGGAUGGUGCAGGAGGAUACGUCAUACAUCCCGCUGCAGAACGUCUACGAGGACCACUGCCGGCGGCACGGCAUGUCCAAGGACGAGCCGGUGCUGUACACGAUGGAGAAGCUGCGGGGGUUGAUGGAUACCAAAGGACCGCAGAAGCCGCAGGAACACGCAGUCACGGCGCGGCUCGAGGUGCUGCGGGCGAUCCAGGAGAAGUACGUGGACCAUACCGUUGCGCUGGAGUACUUCCAGGGGGCCUUCCCGGACUUUGCCGAGUUCUGGCUCUUCAGACGGCGCUUCUCGUACCAGCUGGCGGCGCUGACCUUCAUGACGUACGUGCUGCACAUCGACAAGCGGUACCCGCACAAGAUCCAUAUCGCGCGCGGAUCGGGCAACAUCUGGGGCUCGGACCUCAUGUCGGCCAUGGCGACCAACCGGCCCUUCUUCCACAACCAGGAGCCCGUACCCUUCCGGCUCACGCCCAACUUGCAGACACUCAUGGGUCCGCUGGCGACCGAGGGCAUCUUCGGGUCCUCCGUCAUGGCCAUCGCGCGCUGCCUGACGGAGCCGGAGCCGCAGCAGCUCGAGCACGCGCUCACGCUGUUUGUGCGCGACGAGAUGAUGAACUGGUUCACCAACCUGCACCGGUCCGUGGGCACCCUGAGCGAGAACCAGCUUCGCGAGACGGUCCAGGCCAACAGCGACAUGAUCGUGAAGAAGGCGGUGGCGCUCGCCCAGGCCCCUGCGGGCAACCUGCCGGCGCACCAGACGGUUAUUGACCUCAUUGCUAAGGCCGUGAAUCCCAUGAACCUGGCCAUGUGUGAUUCGUUGUGGAUGCCCUAUCUCUGAGGAUGAGCCCGAGUCGGCAAGUGGUGGAGGGUUGGGUGGGUCUGUUUUUGGUUGCUGAACGGAGUGGGAGUUGAGUGGAGUGAUGGAGAGGGAAGGGAAAGGGGAGGAGAAGAGAGGAGAGGGGGUGAUCUGCCUUGCUUUGGUUUGCUUGGGCCUGGGAUGGAGGAGUU